CCACCUUCAGCGAUAGAAUUUGAUAGGCACUUCAUCGGAAAUAGUAACUGUGUACUUUGUAGCUGCUUUUCAAAAUGAUGGACUCGAUAGUUCCCAAGGAAGCAGAGAAGCACUGUGUAUUGUGUUGCCAAGAUAUCGAUAUAUUCGCUUUAGGAAAAUGCGAUCAUCCGGUUUGCUACCGCUGCUCCACCAAAAUGAGGGUCCUGUGCGAGCAGAAGUACUGCGCUGUCUGCCGGGAGGAGCUCGACAAGGUGGUGUUUGUGAAGAAACUGACAACUUUCUCAUCACUUUUAUUUAAGCAGUUCCCCUGUGAGAAGAAGCAUGAUAUUUAUUUUGCAGAUGAGAAGGUCUAUAGUCAAUUCAGGCAUCUGCUGUUGCCAGAGUGUGUCCGUUGUCCAGAGCCAAAGGUCUUUUCCAGAUUUGAAGAGCUCGAGCACCACAUGAGGAAGCAGCAUGAGGUUUUCUGCUGCAGGCUCUGCACAAAGCAUCUCAAAAUCUUCCCCUAUGAGAGGAAGUGGUAUAACCGUAAAGAACUGGCCCGUCAUCGUGCACAUGGAGACCCUGAUGACACCAGUCAUAGAGGCCACCCACUCUGCGAGUUCUGUGAUGACCGUUACCUUGACAAUGAUGAGCUACUUAAACACUUGCGGAGAGACCACUACUUUUGCCAUUUCUGUGAUGUAGAUGGUUCUCAGGAAUAUUACAGUGAUUACCAAUACCUGAGCGAGCACUUCAGAGAUGCUCAUUAUCUGUGCGAGGAAGGCCGCUGCGCUACUGAACAAUUCACACAUGCGUUCCGUACUGAGAUUGACUACAAAGCUCACAAGGCUGCGGCACACAGCAAAAGCAGGGCAGAGGCACGACAAAACCGCCACAUCGACCUCCAGUUUACCUACGCUCCAAGGCAACAGAGGAGAAAUGAAGGUCUGGUGACGGGUGAGGACUAUGAGGAGGCACGUCAUAAUCGAGGGGGAAGAGGGAGACAUCAGGGCAGACAGAAGAGUUGGAGGUACAUCCGAGAAGAAGAAAACAGAGAGCUGGCAGCUGCUAUGAGGGCAUCCAUGGCACAUCACCAACAGGUGGACAGAGGGGUGGCGAAUGAAAGAAAUGCACCCAGACUUGCUAGGGAGGAGCAACUUGAGAGAACUGAACCAGAUGAUUCCAAACAAAAGACUACCAAUCCAGCAGGGAAACCUCCAGUAAGGACCAUGCAGAGUACUAAUCCACUGGAUGAAGAAGAUGACUUCCCAACUUUGGGUGCCACAGCUGCUACAUCUGCAUCGAGUGUAAAGUCAACCACUGCAAAUGUUGCAGCAAUCAAUGAAGCUCUGAAGGAAGAUGACUUUCCUAGUCUGCCAGGCGUCAGUGUGGCGGCCACGCUGACUCCAGCCUACUCUGCCCCACCUAAAACACAUUCCUCGUUCAAAGAGGAGGAUUUCCCUGUUCUUGUGUCCAAUGUCCGGCCCACCAGACCAGCAGCAGUCAGAAGUUCGGCUUGGUCCAACCAUACUGCUGGGGUCAAGCCGACAAACCAGACCCUUCCACCCUCAUCCAGACAUCCUGUUCCUGUUUCAACCGUUUCUGCUCCUAAGCUCCUCUCCUCUUCCAGCUCCUCUUUUUCACAGAGAAAAAAGAAAGUUGGGGAGAGCGGGAAAGCAAAGUCUGACCAGUCUCCAUCCGAUGAUUAUGAAAGUAGUGGAAUGACCCAGCAAGAGUUCCGUUCUGUGUGCACCAUGUUGGACAUCUCAACCCUGCUCACAGUUAAAGAUGGAAACGCUAAACCCUCAACUUCGGUUUCCAGCACUCUAAACCAGACCCCCAGCACGAAUAUCUCUACUUCUAAAGCUAGCAAAAAGAAAAAACAGAAGAACCCAUCAGCUCCUUCCACACCUGCAGGUUCAGGGACGAUGCCAGCUGGAAAUACUGUCUUAGUGGAAAAGGCUUCACAAAAGGAGAAUGUUCCUGAGAACCCCACCCCUCCCACUGAUGUGACAGCCAUGAUGGAAAUGCUUCCAAGCGGAUUAGCUAAUGGUCACAUGGAGAAGUUAACAGUUUGUAAGGAUUCCUCUCUUGACCAAGAUGAAGACUUCCCUGCCCUCAAGACAAAGAAACCACCACCAGGUUUCAAGAGCUCAUUCCCAAUGAAGGCCACAACUCCUGCUCCAUCCUCCACUGUGCCUCCUCCACCUGGUUUGGGAGUCACGACCACAAAGCCUCCUCCUGGUUUCACCGGUAUUCCCCUCAACAACAAUGUGCUGGAACUUGCUGCUUCCCCAGUUAACCCGCCCCCCAAAUUGUCUGGCAAUUACCUGGUACCAGAAGACUACCAGCAGAGGAACUUGGAGUUGAUCCAGUCCAUUAAAAAAUACCUUCAUGAUGACGAGUCACAGUUCAACCUGUUUAAGAAUUAUUCUGCACAGUUCCGAAAGGGUGUGAUAUCAGCAGCUCAGUACCACCACAGCUGUAAGGACCUGCUUGGAGAGGACUUCAGUCGCAUUUUCAAUGAGCUGCUGGUGCUCUUGCCGGACACUGGCAAGCAGCAGGAGCUCUUAUAUGCACACGGACACUCCAAGACAAUGGAGAAGCAGUCAGGAGCUGGUGGAGGACGGAAGAACAGGAAUAAGAAUGCCUGGCAGGCACCCACAUUGGCAGUUAAUGCUAAUGUGGCAGCUGAGCUGGACUGUCAGCUGUGCCCCACAUGCAGACAGGUACUGGCCCCCAAAGACAUUAACUUCCAUAAGACCCUUCACACCACAGAGAGUGAGGAUUUCCCCUCCCUGCAGUCGAUUAGUCGCAUCAUCAGCUAGCCUCCUGAGGUUCUACUCGUUGUCAUCGGCACCCAUGAAGCAAGUUGUCUGUUGAUGCCUUGCAUCAGCCAGCGUGGAAAAGAGGAACCUGUUUUUCAGGUGACCCCCAUCCCAGAUGUUUGUGGGUUUGAUUUUCAAAGUUGACUUCAAGAGCGUUCAAGGCAUUUUACAGAGGAUGAUAUUGAUGGGCUUUUGUGAACGGUUGUACAUUUUAAGCAUAAUGAUUUGUUCUUUCAUUUCAACUUGCAUCUUGAGGAUGUUUCCAGCUGGCAGCUGCUGGACUUAUGUUUAAUCAUAACUGGUAAUUUAUUUACCAGAAGAGGAGAAAGCUGAGGCUGUACUUGAAGAAUACAUGUUGCUGCCAGAUAAAGUCUAUAAAUUUUAUUUUUGGUAUAUUUUGUGCUGCAGUGUGAUCAGAAGAUUGCAAAGUUUUCUUUUUUUAAUGUUAAAAUUGAGACGAGGGGCCCCACAGGGCUGCUUGGUGUUACUUAAAACAAACAAACAAAAAAGAAAACAACCCUAAUAUUGAAAGCUCUUCUUCUGCUCUUUUUUGGCACCAAUUAGCACCAAGUUCAUUGAGGGAAAUGCCUGCAGUCUGCGAGGUGCAGUGACACACUGACAGGUUCGGACCAUAUUAAAUGUAUAGAUUCUAACUUUUUGCUUUACUCGGCACUGUGAGGUCUUAAUGUUAAAUGUUUCUUUUCAGAGGUCGAAUGUAAUUUGCAGUUUCUUUUUUAUUCUGUUCACAUUGGUCUGCACUAGAAUUGGUCUGGUGGUUGACUGAUGCAUUAUUUGAUAACUGGGUGUGGAGUUUCACUAUUUCGUGAUCCUUGCAACCUCACUCCGCAUACAUACUUUUCAAGGUGUGGUUAUAAAAUGCACUAAUCCACUUACGAUAACUAGUUUUUAAUAAAUUAGCUAAUAGUACCUAUGGGCAUUAAGAGAGUAAGAGGUCUGGCAUUCUGAAGUUUGACCUCCAGUUAUCUUGACCUUUUAUCUCUGUGGUUGACCUUGCCAGGGCAGUUCUGGACUCAAUCGAAGUAUGUGACACAUUGGUUGAAAUUGUGUUGAAAAUCAAAUUCCUUGACCUUUUCCUGAAAUUAAUUCUUAAAGUGCAAUUUCAGGGGCAACCUACAUUCUUUUUCAAAAAGAAGAGGAUGUCUACAUUGUCUGGUGAUGGGGUAAUAAUUCAAACUUUAUAUAGCAGUUUCAGGAUAAAUAUAAUCCUUCUGCGCAGGCACAUGAUUUUUGAAGAAUGAUCUCAUUCAGAUCAGUAAGCAUAUUCUGUCUUCAUCUUCUGAUAUUUCAUAGUGAUUCUGUAUUUCACAUUAUUAUGUAGUCUUUGCAAUUAAUCCAUGGUUCAUUUGUGUGCGGAGCUGGGGGGGCAUAUAUGGAUCGUGGAUCAACUGAUCUGUUACAGCACUUUGAUCCUAAUGACUUUGAUCCCAUUGAUUGACCUUUGGAAAAUUUGAUUUAGUCUUGGCAGGUCUAGAACCCACCUCCAUAUGUGUGCCAAGUGUGACUAGAUUUUGUAGUAAAAAAUCUGAAUUUUGUCUUUUGUCAAAACAAACCUUUUAAGGGCAACUCGGGGGGUGGUGACGACCAUCAGCCACAUACCAAGUUUGGUGGAACUUCACAUAUUUGUGGAUUUAAUGUCCAGUCAGCUUCAUAUAAAAGGAGCUGUGUCUAUGGUAUUCCUCUAAAA
Thalassophryne amazonica is the source of this 4512-nucleotide messenger RNA. It is a transcript of the gene znf598, whose product is annotated as zinc finger protein 598. The record is from RefSeq and is a predicted model, not a curated record. The transcript has 12 exons. Gene Ontology annotation, biological process: rescue of stalled cytosolic ribosome; protein ubiquitination. Gene Ontology annotation, molecular function: ubiquitin protein ligase activity; ribosome binding. The coding region runs from base 75 to 2807 and encodes 910 amino acids. NCBI's taxonomy places the organism in Eukaryota, Metazoa, Chordata, Actinopteri, Batrachoidiformes, Batrachoididae.